UAUUGAGAGUUAAAUCAAGAAAUUUCAGUUCAGAGAGAGAAGAAGAGAAAGAAAGAAGGAAAGAAAGAAAGAGAGAGACACGAGGAGGGAGAAGGGCAGGGGACGCGCUGUAGCUUCCUUCCAUCACUAAAGCAAUAACCGAUUAGGAUUUCCUUUGGCGCCUGUCACGCCAGGUGAUGCAAAGAAGGAGAGAGCAGCAUCAACCAGCCCAACUCUGACAUUUCUAAUAAGAACUUACAGACUUAACAUGCCCGCCUCUCUACACUGAGGAGACAGGAAUGGAAAAUGUGUGCAGUGUAGAGUGGAAAAUACCCCUGAUCUAAAGAAGUGCACUGGGUUUUGUGCUUGCUGCUUGGUUGUGGUGGUGUGUGCACGUUAAGCCCCAGAAGGAUCGUCGCCGGAGAGAAAUGAAACGUGGAGAGGAUGACUAACGACAGAACUGUGAAUUUGUUCUCUGGAGUUGCUAAUUUCCCACCCCGAAGCAACACAUUUCGCAAAGAGCAAGCGUUUGGCUGCUGCUGAUUUCUCCAAAACUGGUGGUUUAGCAGAUGCUUUGUGCUGUAUGUGUUGGAUCAGCUCCUUGCUGAGCCGCAGCAGACCGGCAAAGGUAGACAACCAGUUUGCUGUCUCCAAAUAAGAAAUGAGAUGUAAUGCAUCCUGCAGUCCAUGCACGCCUCCUCUUGCAAAUCGUGCACCAUUCCUCCUUGGAAACCUUUAAAUCCUAAAAUCCAGAAAAAGAGAAUAAAGACAUUAUCAUGGACCUGAGGGAUUUUUACCUGUUGGCUGCUCUGAUUGCCUGUUUAAGGCUGGAUUCAGCUAUAGCUCAAGAACUUAUUUACACUAUUAGAGAGGAGCUGCCUGAAAAUGUACCCAUAGGAAACAUACCAAAGGAUCUGAACAUUUCUCACAUCAAUGCUGCCACAGGGACCAGCACCAGCCUUGUCUACAGACUGGUUUCUAAAGCAGGGGAUGCCCCUUUGGUCAAAGUGUCCAGCACCACCGGGGAAAUCUUCACCACCUCUAAUAGAAUAGACAGAGAAAAACUCUGUGCUGGAGCCUCCUAUGCUGAAGAAAAUGAGUGUUUUUUUGAACUUGAAGUGGUGAUUCUCCCCAAUGACUUUUUUAGGCUGAUCAAAAUAAAAAUAAUUGUAAAAGAUACCAAUGACAAUGCACCUAUGUUUCCAUCCCCUGUCAUCAAUAUUUCCAUACCUGAAAACACAUUGAUCAAUAGUCGCUUUCCAAUUCCAUCAGCAACUGAUCCUGACACUGGUUUCAAUGGUGUACAGCACUAUGAAUUGUUAAAUGGGCAGAAUGUCUUCGGACUGGAUAUUGUUGAAACUCCGGAAGGAGAGAAAUGGCCUCAACUGAUUGUACAGCAAAAUUUGGAUAGAGAGCAGAAGGACACCUAUGUGAUGAAAAUCAAAGUAGAGGAUGGAGGAACCCCUCAGAAAUCCAGCACAGCCAUACUGCAAGUCACAGUAAGUGAUGUCAAUGAUAACAGGCCAGUUUUUAAAGAGAGUCAGGUGGAGGUUCACAUACCAGAGAAUGCCCCAGUUGGCACCUCUGUAAUUCAGCUUCAUGCUACAGAUGCAGAUGUAGGAAGCAAUGCAGAAAUCAGAUAUAUUUUUGGUGCUCAAGUUGCCCCUGCAACCAAAAGGCUCUUUGCUUUAAAUAACACAACAGGGCUGAUUACAGUUCAGAGGUCCUUAGAUCGAGAAGAGACUGCUAUUCACAAAGUGACAGUUCUGGCCAGUGACGGUAGCUCUACUCCUGCUCGGGCAACUGUUACUAUCAAUGUCACUGAUGUAAAUGAUAACCCUCCUAACAUAGACCUCAGGUACAUUAUAAGUCCCAUCAAUGGCACAGUAUACUUAUCUGAGAAAGAUCCUGUCAAUACAAAGAUUGCCCUAAUUACAGUUUCAGAUAAGGACACUGAUGUGAAUGGCAAAGUGAUCUGUUUCAUUGAGAGAGAGGUCCCAUUUCACUUGAAGGCAGUUUAUGACAACCAGUAUUUGUUAGAGACCUCUUCCUUGUUGGACUAUGAGGGCACCAAAGAAUUCAGCUUUAAAAUUGUUGCCUCUGAUUCUGGCAAGCCCAGUUUGAACCAGACUGCCCUGGUAAGAGUUAAACUGGAGGAUGAAAAUGACAACCCUCCAAUUUUCAGCCAGCCUGUAAUUGAGCUGUCAGUUUCUGAAAACAACCGUCGUGGUCUAUACUUAACAACUAUUAGUGCCACAGAUGAAGACAGUGGGAAAAAUGCAGACAUUGUUUAUCAGCUUGGCCCUAAUGCCUCCUUUUUCGAUCUGGAUCGAAAGACGGGAGUUUUGACAGCCUCCAGAGUUUUUGAUAGAGAAGAGCAAGAACGUUUCAUUUUCACUGUAACAGCAAGGGACAACGGCACCCCUCCUCUGCAGAGUCAAGCGGCUGUAAUUGUUACUGUGCUGGAUGAAAAUGACAAUAGUCCUAAAUUUACUCAUAAUCACUUUCAGUUUUUUGUAUCUGAGAACUUACCAAAGUAUAGUACUGUGGGAGUGAUCACAGUGACCGAUGCAGAUGCAGGGGAAAAUAAAGCAGUGACCCUUUCCAUCCUGAAUGAUAAUGAGAACUUUGUGCUGGAUCCUUACUCUGGAGUUAUAAAGUCCAAUGUUUCUUUUGAUCGAGAACAGCAGAGUUCGUACACCUUUGAUGUCAAGGCCAUUGAUGGAGGACAACCUCCUCGCUCUUCGACAGCAAAAGUAACAAUAAAUGUCAUGGAUGUUAAUGAUAACAGCCCAGUUGUCAUAUACCCACCUUCUAAUACUUCUUUUAAGUUGGUGCCACUCUCAGCAAUCCCAGGCUCUGUUGUAGCAGAAGUAUUUGCUGUGGAUAUAGACACUGGAAUGAAUGCUGAACUUAAAUAUACAAUUGUAAGUGGAAAUAACAAAGGUUUAUUUCGUAUUGAUCCAGUGACAGGUAAUAUUACUUUGGAAGAAAAACCAGCUCCUACUGACGUGGGGCUGCAUCGUUUAGUGGUCAACAUAAGUGACUUGGGUUAUCCUAAAUCCUUGCAUACUCUUGUGCUUGUAUUUUUGUAUGUAAAUGACACUGCUGGAAAUGCCUCUUAUAUUUAUGACUUGAUACGUAGGACUAUGGAAACACCCUUGGACAGGAAUAUAGGGGACAGUAGCCAACCCUAUCAAAAUGAGGACUAUCUUACUAUCAUGAUUGCUAUAGUGGCAGGUGCUAUGGUUGUGAUAGUGGUGAUAUUUGUUACGGUUCUGGUUCGCUGUCGACAUGCCUCUAGGUUCAAAGCGGCACAAAGGAGCAAGCAAGGUGCUGAAUGGAUGUCUCCCAAUCAGGAGAACAAACAGAACAAGAAAAAGAAAAGGAAGAAAAGGAAGUCUCCUAAAAGUUCUCUUUUGAACUUUGUUACCAUUGAGGAGUCGAAACCUGAUGAUGCUGUUCAUGAACCUAUCAACGGGACAAUAAGCCUUCCAGCUGAGCUGGAGGAGCAAAGUAUAGGAAGAUUUGACUGGGGCACAGCACCACCAACAACCUUUAAGCCUAACAGUCCUGAUCUUGCUAAGCAUUACAAAUCUGCCUCUCCACAGUCUGCUUUUCAUCUUAAACCUGACACUCCACUAUCAGUGAAAAAGCAUCAUGUGAUUCAGGAACUUCCAUUGGACAAUACCUUUGUUGGUGGUUGUGACACCCUUUCCAAACGCUCUUCCACUAGUUCAGAUCACUUCAGUGCCUCAGAGUGCAGUUCCCAAGGAGGCUUCAAGACAAAGGGCCCCUUACACACCAGACAGGCACUGAAUUUUGGAGAUAUGCCGAAGUACUUGUGGGAGAUUUGGGUACCUGACAAACCGUGGGUGUCCCAGCGCCGUGUUACGUUUCACCUCCCUGAUGGUUCCCAGGAAAGCUGCAGUGACAGUGGUCUAGGAGACCAUGAGCCUGUGGGUAGUGGAACCCUGAUCUCACACCCUCUCCCUCUGGUUCAGCCGCAGGACGAAUUCUACGACCAGGCCUCACCGGACAAGAGGACUGAAGCUGAUGGCAACUCUGACCCCAACUCUGAUGGGCCUCUUGGUCCACGAGGAUUAGCUGAAGCUACAGAGAUGUGUACUCAAGAAUGCCUGGUUUUGGGUCACUCAGAUAACUGUUGGAUGCCUCCCAGCCUAGGUCCAUACCAGCAGCCAAAGUCGCCUCUCUCCACCUUUGCACCUCAGAAAGAAUGGGUUAAGAAGGACAAACUAGUGAAUGGACACACGUUGACAAGAACCUGGAAAGAAGAUAGCAACAGAAACCAGUUCAGUGACCGAAAGCAGUAUGGCUCUGGUGAGGCGCAUUUCAACACUGGCAAUCACAUGACUGACAUUCCUUUGGCUAACUUGAAGUCUUAUAAACAGGCCUCAGGACCUCCUGAGAGUCCAAAGGAGCACCAGCUAUAAGAAAUGGCUACUUUGGAUCAAUGACUUUAGUCUACUUAGACUUGCUAAUACUGUGUGCGUGUGUGUGUCAGAGCUUUAUGUACUGGGUAGACCUCUAGAACUAUGCUUCACAUAGUAGAGAGAUGCAUAUCUUUGUGUUAGCCCAAUGGAAAGUAUCAUGUUCUGCAACACAAAACAGUGUUUCUACUAGUUGUGUGGUUUUGUUAAAUAGACAUGAUUAAACUCUGCCGAGAUCUCUCCAGUUUGCAAAUAUCCUUUUUCGUUUGUUUGUUUUUUGACCCUGGACUGCUGCUACAAACAACAGAAGAUGCAUUUGGAGAGUGAUAGAGCAAGAGAGAGAGUUCAGAGGUUUAUGAUGAUUGAAAAGCAUAUCCAGUUAGAAAACUGUGCUCUUGCUGUCAUUGAUCUGUGCUGGGACUGCUAUACUUGAUAUCAUACUGCAAACAAAACAAUUAAAACUAUAAACAUUAAACCUAUUGUGCUAUUAACGACAUUAGUGGACACUUGUAAGUCAAUCAGUGUUCAAAUACUUGUAAAUAGGAACAAUUAUUACUAACAAAAUUUGUGUACUUAUAACGUUCACCUAAAAAGGAUACUGUAGCAUAAUUCUUUGUUUCACAGUUGCUUUUUACUUUCUUUCAUUUGCUUCCUGUUGUUUUGUUUUGUUUUUAAUUUCAGUGAUGGUGUUUCUGUGUUAGUAGUCUGUCUGACACACAAAGUUCCAAGGAACUCAAAACACUUGUGUUUAAAAAAUAAACCAAACAAAAAACUUCUUGCUUGUGUUUAACAGCAGAUGAUGCUGGCAUUCUAGUAAGCAAAACUGUUUGCAAAUAUCAAAAAACAAAAGGACUUACCCAAGGGCUUUAAACUUUAAAUAACUUUAAUUUCACUUCCAUUCUAUUUUGCAAAGCAGGGGAACUUAAAAAAAAAUGAAAAAGAAGUUAGCUAUGUGGGUGAUGGCAAAGGAGUGUCAGAGGGUUUUUAUGUAGCAACCCUGAUCAGUUAACUAUAGUCUCACAAUUAAUGAAAAGUAACAGUGUGCUAAUUUGGAGUAGAAAGAGGAAAAUUUGAAGAAACAAAAUACAAGGAUCAUUUUCUUUCCAAUUGGGCAAGUGUGUGUCUAUACUUAAGACAGUUUGUAUUGCUGAAAAAGCGGCAUUUGUGUUGAUCCUCAUCUGCGUUAAUGUUGUAGUAACACAAGUGUUUUUAGAUCAUAGCCACAGAAUAUUUAAUGUGUUGUGCCUUCAUGAUGUAACAGAGCAUUCUCCUGGUAGGCUAGUUGGGGAAACUAAGGGUUAAAACUCUAAUUAUUGCUGUUUAACUGUUUGUUAUCAUAGUUGGUCAAUGCCUGGCAGGUACUGGCGUCAUGUCACUUCAGUCAAACCAGCAGAGUGACUCCUACUGUUAAAAAGAUCUAAGUUGCACGUAAAACAAAUCCAAAUCUGGACAUUCUUAGGCGGUUUUUGUUAAGGCAUGACAGAUGAUUUAAACAAAUAAAUAGCAUGCAGAAAAAAAAUAAGAAAAAAAAAGAAAAAAAGAAAAGAAAAAAAAAGUCCUUACAGAAAAAAAAAGGGAAAAUUAUCUUAUGCCACAGUUGAUCAGUCUUAAAAUAACAAAGUUAGGUAAUCUGAAGGGUAAUUUGUUCUUACCAAAAAAAAAAAAAAUUUUUUUUGUAUAUAGCAGUUCACAGUUUUUUUCCUCCACAGUAUAAAGACAUAAAAUGGGUUAGGGGUGCAUUCCUUAUUGCAGUACUUAUGUCAGUUUGUGAGGGGUGUUUGAUGACUUUGACAGAAUAAAUAUCUAAACAGUUAUCCUUGUUACUGCUUUGCCAGUUCAACGUUAUUUACAGUUAUUCAGCUCUUGCAAUAAAUGUUCUGAAUUCCUGAUUGUCUUGUGUUAGUUCUUGGGCAAAUGCCUAAGGGACUUUAUUCCCAUUAAUUUCUUUUAUUGUUGGUGGUGGUUCAUUAUGAAUAUAUAAGUUAUUCUUCUAAACAUAUCCAUUUGGUUCACCUAGUCCUGGAUGAGGAAGGUACAGAGAGAAAAUGGAAAUCGUUUAGGGCCUUAUUCAGCGACUCUUAUGGUGAGUCGGACCUCACUGAAAAUGAGUCCUGUAGAACUUCAGGAGCAAGGAACCACUUACCAGGAAUUAAGGGUGUCAGCAUCUGUCCUACUUUAUUAGGCAAACCUAAGCACAGAGAGUAACCAGGAGCUAUUGGCAAAUGGAAGUAAAGAAACAUCUCCCCAUCAUGCUUAGUCACCUUAGUGGCCACUAAAAAAAUAUUGCAUUUACCUCUUUUCAGUUUGUUAUCUAACCUCAGAGUAUUCUGUGGUAUACAGAAUACCACAGUAAUGUCAAAAGAAGAUACCACAGUAAUGUCAAAAUACUAUGAUGUACUAAAUGGGGAUAUUUUUAAAGAUCAGUCACUGUGGUCAUGUAAUAGUUUUUUUGUUGCUUUAUAGAAAAAGAAACACACUGAAAUAAAGGGGUAAUGAGAAAUGUAACCUAUUUUUUGAUUGUGCUGAGUUUCAAAACCUAGAGAUGAAAUGAAUUGCAAAUUAAAAAUAGAAAAACUGUUUGAAAUCCUAAACAUCUCUCAAAAUGCCUUAAAAUUAAAAAUAAGGGCCUUUUUAAAGAAGACUAUUCGAAAACUAGUUCCUAUUUGCUUACGCGUCAGGAACAGAGUUCCGUCUCUGGCCAGUAAGAAUUGACUAUGACAUUUCCACAGCCACAUAGGAGCCAUAUUCCUUAAUCUACUUCCAUAGUUUGUUAUGUCAUCAACUCUUGCAGGAAAAACACAGAAAUACAAGCUAGGAUCCUGGUAGGUGAAAUAUAUUUUUUUUAUUUCACUCUAAAUGAGUUACUCGUUUGUAAUUGUAAGUCUUUAAUAUAUUCACCAGCUUUGACGUUAAAAAAAAAUCAGUUCACCAUUAAUAUGGUAAUACACUAUGUCUUAGUCCCAUUAAAACAAAUUGAAGUUUUGCCACUCGCUUCAAUAGGCUCUGGAUUUGGCCCUAAAUAUAUAGUCAGUGAGUACUCAUUUAUUUACAACUAAUUAGUUGGCUCAGUGGCUGGUACUAGCACUGUUGUGUAAAUCCCAUAUAUUAAAAAAAAAACCGCACACACAAAUUGAAAUGCUGAGGAAUUCACUGAUGUGCCAGACAAGGAGUUCUUCCCCCUCCCCCCUUGAAGAGGCUAAAAAUGUUGAUAGAUACCCAGGAUUAUUCAAAUGUUUCUUCAGCUCUCAUGGCUUGGCACCAAGCAUUAUGGACAAUUAUUGGUGAGCAAGCUGGGCUGUUUGUGGAUGUCUUGCUUGGGUCAGUUCCAGACUGCUUCCCUCAGUUGGGCAAGGUGGGUGCAUUUUCCCUCGCCCAGAUGUACACAUUUAAAGGAAUGUGUGGAAAGAUAAACCACAGGGUGCUUUGAUAUUCAUUUAUUUUUAAGAUCAGAUAAGUAGGGAGGGGCAGAAUCUACAGGACUUUAAAGGUAGUGACUGAAAGUUUAGUUCUGAAGUCAUUUGAGGGGUCGGUGGCCCUGGAGGGAUUUAAAGAAGGGGGUGACCUGGCCAAGCAUAAGUCUUAGGAUGACAGUAUGGAGGGGGAAAGUACUACAUUGAUGCAUGCCACGUAAGAAGAUAACAAACAAUGCUCCCAUUGCCAUGAGAACACUCUCAUGAGAUACAUCAUGGUCAUAGGAAGGACUGAUCUUUGGUAGGGCAGAUUCUCUAUGGCCACAUAGUUACAAUUCAGGCGAUUAAUUAUAAAAUAUGGCUGUCUUCUGUGUGUGCCUGUGUCUGUGAUAUUGCCAAAUCAAUACUAUCAGUGCUGUGCAACACACACAGCCAAAACAAAAGAGCAUUCAUACCUUCCUCCUUACCACACUCUGUUACCUUUAGUUAUUGCUGAGGUGUGAGACUACUUGCCUUACCCAGCGACUACAGCACAGGGCUUCACAGAAUCUUAGAAAUGGCAAGUCCACCCCUGUGCUGAGGCAAGCCCAAGUAAACCUAGACCAUCCCUGUCAGCUGUCUGUCCAACCUGUUCUUAAAAACCUCCAGUGAGGGAGAUUGUACAAUCUCCAUUGGAAGCCUGGACCAGAGUUUAACUACCAUUAUAGUUAGAAAGUUUUUCCAAUAUCUAACCUAAAUCUCCCUUGCUGCAGAUUAAGCAGAUUACUUCUUGUCCUACCUUCAAUGGACAUGGAGAACAAUUGACCACCGUCUUCUCCUCAACAGCCCACAACACAUUUGAAGACUAUCAUCAGUAAUCUGUGGUUAUCCAUAGCUAAAUAAUUUACUGUGGCACACGGCACUUUCUAAAGAAUGAUUUUUGAGCUCCAAAACCUCAGCUUUCAUUAAUGAAAAAGUUCUACCCCUUUCUGUUGUGAAGAAAACCUUGAAAAUGUGAACCAAGCAUAAACCAAUGCACUGUCUUCCUUAAUCUACACACUGCCUCAGACAAUAGCUCUCAGAGAGAUGAACAAUUUAGGAUUUUUUUUCUCUGAAAGCUAAAGACAACAAUUUAAUUGUUAGCAUUAUUCAUAUUUCACUGCUGAUCAUUUUAGCAGAUAAUGUGUUUAUCCCACAAUCCGAUAGUGGUUCUGACUUCUUGACUUGUCUCCCAAGCCCAAAGUGGUUUAUAUCCCACUGCCAAAGCCUUCAGCUUCGCUUUCCCCCAAUUUACUGACUGCAUUUCCUAAUGCUGCAAAACUGGCUUUGUGGAAAUGUAAUCCACUAGUAUAGCUGUUAACUAUUUUCUAUUAAGUUCCUUGGGGUAGGGAUCAUUCUUUGUUUUGUACUGCACUGAGGACAGUGACAACACAGCAGAGGGCCAGAUUCUGAGUCCAUUGGCUUCAAUGGAAGCCCUUCAGUGGCUCAUAAUUAGUAAAAACGAUAAACUGCAAGUGCUUCAAUGCCCCUUGCAUUGACAACUGUUUGAAAAAAUGAAGACAAUAGUGACUGGAUUUAUUAAAUAAAUUGUAGUUUAUUCUUAAACUAUCAGCUUUAUAAUUAACUUUAACAAGUACAUAUCUAGCAGCUCAUUCUCUUUUUGAGCUACAUACAUAGCUUCCCUGGAACUUAUGUGCUGACAUGUGGCCUAAUUCUGCAAAAUGCUGAGCUGCUCCUUCAAGGAGCUGAGCACCUUCUCCUGACCUUGCGGACAAUGGAAGCUGAGAAUAGUCAUCACCAACUUGUAGGAGAAGCUCAGCAUCUGCUAGGACUGGGCCCAUGUGGUAGCAUGUUGUACAUUAGGUUUUGAAGAAUUAAUGUUCUCACUGACUGUAUCACUUAAUGUAGCAGUCUGUUUGCAGCUGUAAUAUUUGUACUGCUGCCUGAUUGAUGGAGUGUAAAAGUAGCUCUUUAGUUAACAGACAGGAUCUCAAGUUCUGGUUGCCUAUUAGGACUGGAAAGAAUUCAAAAGAAGGUAAUGUCCCUCACUCCAAACAUCAUGCUCCAUGGAACACAGCCACUUUGAAAUCAAUCUGUCAUGCCCAGGUAUUGAAACACAUUCUAAGAAUGCAUGGCAUGUGAGUAGAUACCUUAUUUAUUUGUAACAAUAUAUAUUUAAAUAUUAUCAAGCACAUAAUUGCUCAAUAUAAUUUAAUGGAAUUUUUUGGAUCUAUGAAUCUUGUUGUUUAAUGUACUUUAAAUUGUAUGAAAAAGCAUAUUCUGAAGACUACCCUCACCUUUAUUCAUGAAAUAAAGUUCUUUCUUUUGUGUGUUAUAUCCCUGUUUGUACAAACAUGUGAUAAAGUUAAAUGGCUAAGUACUGUGCAGGCAUUAUAACUGUUUCUUUUAUUAUCUAAAUAUAUGCCUAUGACAAUUUUAAGUA
Dermochelys coriacea (leatherback sea turtle) is the source of this 10262-nucleotide messenger RNA. RefSeq names its product protocadherin 9 (gene PCDH9). The coding region runs from base 756 to 4433 and encodes 1225 amino acids. Gene Ontology annotation, cellular component: plasma membrane. Gene Ontology annotation, biological process: homophilic cell-cell adhesion. Gene Ontology annotation, molecular function: calcium ion binding. NCBI's taxonomy places the organism in Eukaryota, Metazoa, Chordata, Testudines, Dermochelyidae. The transcript has 5 exons. The record is from RefSeq and is a predicted model, not a curated record.